CAAAAUUUGUGCAUGUGUGUAAAACGUCAAUGAAUUAGCUAAUCUGCACAUGAGGUUUUACAAGUUUGUCUAAAAUGUUUGGGAUACCAUUCUACUAAUGUUAUUACUAGUUACCUCUGCCAAGGAGGUUAUGUUUUCGGUAGCGUUUGUUUGUUUGUUGGUUGGUUUGUCUGUUAGCAACAUUACGGAAAAAGUUAUGAACGGAUUGCUCUGAAAUUUUUUCCAGAGGUGUGACUGGGGACAAGUAACAAUCCAUUAAAUUUUGGUGUUGAUCCAGAUCACCGUCUGGAUCCUGGAACCUGAGUGCUUGACAGAAACUAUCUAUGCAAAUAACUACCGAAUAGGCUAUAUAUUAAAAAGAAUAACUAAAAGUUGUAAAACCAUGAAUUAAUGACUUUAUUAUUCGGCUCAGUGUUUUUAAGAGACGUGUGUACUCUUUUGUUGUCACAAUUCAUUCCUAUUCUCAUUAAAAAUUUUCAGUGAGAAGUUAAAAAGGAAAAGGUGGCUUAAAGUAGCUUUUGGAUGUGUUUGACUUUUAUACAAUUACGCCUUGUUCUGAAUGUCAGCGGGAGGAACCUUUUUCAUUCAGAGGCAGAUAUAAAAACAGAAUGUGGUCGAGUCAGUCAUAUGGGUUGACAUAACAGGGAUUCCUGCACCUCUGCUGGCACAGACUGGUUCCAGAGAGCUGAGGAAAGUCCCUGCUGUGCAAGAACUGCCUCCAAACCUGUCAACAUGCUGAUCCAAAAGGCCAUAAAUUGAUGGAAAAUCAAUAAGAUCAGCCAAUUUUCACGGAAUCUGCUGAGACGAAACCAGAAGAUCCCGAAGGGGUGCGUGAUGUCACACGUGUAACAAUCCAGGAAAGAUGACCACAAGAGUAUCGUUAGGGAAGAAGUACUUCAUUCUUCUAACUGGAAAGACAUUGAAGUCUGAUGAACACUUCGUAACUCGGCUCAAAAAUGAAGCAAACUGGCUGGAGAAGGUGGAGACAGUGAGUGCGUGUGAUUUCAUUCUGGCUUUCUGCCCUGUCGUUUCACAAGCUGGAACUGACAUUGAAGCAGCCGUGAAAAAGCUUCAUGAUACUUCAGCUACAAAACCUGCUGUUCUGGUGGUGCUCCAUCACACGUUUGAUCCAGAGUAUGCUGCACCAGACAGCAGCAGAGCUGUAAACACAGAGAAUAUAAUCACCUUCGACUGUCUGUUCCAUGAAGAUCAGGGAUUACUGCAGUGCAAGAAAAAUGAUGAUGUCUUUGAGUCCAUUAAAAUGCAGACAAAACCACCGAUGCAAAAACCAUUAAUGCUCUUGAAAGAAUGGAAACCUAAAAUCAGGGGUAAUGAACAAGGACCUUCCUCUCAGGUGCAAAAAGCAGCCAUCAACUUCAAAGAAUGGGGCCGUAAAAUCAGGGGUAAUGAACAAGGACCUUCCUCUCAGCCAUGUGACCCAGGGGAAAGUCAGGCCAAUCAGAAGAUCCCUGAACAUGAACGUGCUUCUGAAAAAUUUGACACAGAGAUUACACGACUGGAAACAUUUGAAAAGGAAGAAGUUGAAAAGAAAAUGGAGUCACUUCUGAAUGCAGAUUUUUCUGAGUUAAUUCUUGCAACUGAACUGAGGCUGGUGCUGUUGGGGAGGACUGGAUCUGACAAGACUGCAGCAUUGAACAUCAUCCUGGGCAGAGAGGAGAGGAACCAGGCUGAUGCUGCAUCUCUAUCCACCCAGCAGAGUGAGAGCACACAGGGGGAAGUGGCUGGGAGGAGGGUGAUUGUGGUGGACAUGCCUGACUGGUUCUCUUCUGAACUCUCUUUGGAGGAGCUGAGACAGAACGUGGAACACUGUGUCCAUCUGUCUGCUUCAGGACCCCUCGUCUUUCUCCUGGUCAUACCUGCAAAGCAUUUGGAAGACACAGGAGUUCAUAAAGAACAGGAAGAGACAAUAUCGGAGCUGAAAGAUAUUUUUGGGAACAGAUUGUGGGGAAACAUCAUGAUCCUCUUCAUUGUUCAUGAUGAACUUCAGAAGAGUAACAUUGAGGAGUGUAUCCAAACAGGAAACUGGGCAUUUCACAGACUUGUAGAGAAAUGUGGGAAAAGGUCUCACUGUCUUAACAUUAUGGAGAGGGAAAAUGGUUCUCAGGUCUCAGAGCUGCUGGAGAAGAUAGAGAAGAUUGUGGAAGGAAACAAAAAUACAAGUGAGAUGAUUGGAAAAAUGCAGAGUGAAAGAGAGGCGAAGGUUGCAGCGAUCAGAAAAGAGCAACAUGAAAUGCAGAAAAGCCUCAGCACCUUUGAGAGUUAUAUUAAGGGUUAUGAAAAUGAUCUAAAAACCUUAGACAAAAAUUAUCUAAAAACCGUAGACAAAGAUGAUCUGAAAAAUAGAGAGAUGAUUCUCAAGCUGAAACAGGAGUACGAGUCAAAAAGAGAUAUUGGGCAACGUAUAAAGAAAAUGUAUGACAAUGUUGCAGGUCUGGAAGAAAACAGACGGUUUAUGAAGGUUAUUUUGCCAGAAAAUCAGCAAACUGUAUGGCUUUCACUGCCAGAUGAGCAGAACAAAAUGAUGCAGCAGCAGAAUGCGCUAACUCAACUUAAAGAAUUGUUUUUCAGAGUACCUGGAAAAGCGUCAGAUUAAUUAAAAUAUAUAUAAUUUGUGAGGAGGAUGAAGUUCUCUUCCUCUCUGUGUCCUCCCACUGUAUAAACCCUCAGCUGUCACUGCGAGACACACACACCCAUCAAUAAUAAGACACAGGUGUGAUCACUUUGCCACUCACCUUCCCUGGCCCCACCCUCCAUUCACAAACUGGCACUCGACCACACCCCUGCUGCCACAUACUGCAAGUCUGUAUGUUUUGUAUCUAGUUAUAAAGCUUAGCCCUUCAUAUUGUGGCACCAACUGCCAUCUGGUGCUCCCACAGUGCCUUGGGACGAUCAAAUCUUACAUUAUAUGGGUGAUAACAUCAGAAGCCCACAUCGGGUUCCACUUCUAUCAGCUGUGAACAGAAAGCUGAGGCUGCAAUGGGCACAGGCUCACCAAAAAUGGACAGCUGAAGACUGGAAAAAAUGUAGCCUGGUCUGAUGAAUCUCGAUUUCUGAUGAGGCAGACAGAUGGUAGGCUCAGAAUUUGGUGCCAACAGUUUCAAUCCAUAGAUCCAAAAGCACUGAGUUAACAGUACAGGCUGGUGGAGGUGGUGUCAUGAUGUGGGGAAUAUUUUCUUGGCACACUUUGGGCUCGUUAAUGCCGAUCGAUCGAAUGCCCCAGUCUGUGAGUAUUGUUGCUGACCAUGUGCAUCCCCUCAUGACCACAAUUUGAAAUUAACUGGAGACUGUUUCUUCUCUGUUGCCCCUUUUUUGUUGUUGCAUCUGCCACUAUAAUUAAAGUCUACAUUGAACUGAACAUUUGUUACAGUGACACUCAUACUGAAACUGAAAACAUCUUGUAUUUUUCCACAGCAGAGGGUAGUAAAAUGUACAUCAUCUUUGGCAGUGCUUCAGAAAAAUGUUUGAACAAAUAAUAAUUUAUAUAUAUAAAAUUAGUUUAACCAGAUGUCACUUAGAUCUAAUCUUAUG
Messenger RNA from Neoarius graeffei (lesser salmon catfish), 3549 nucleotides. RefSeq lists its product as uncharacterized. The transcript is spliced from 11 exons. The record is from RefSeq and is a predicted model, not a curated record. NCBI's taxonomy places the organism in Eukaryota, Metazoa, Chordata, Actinopteri, Siluriformes, Ariidae. Gene Ontology annotation, molecular function: GTP binding. The coding region runs from base 863 to 2614 and encodes 583 amino acids.